This is a messenger RNA of Stegodyphus dumicola, 1203 nucleotides long. RefSeq lists its product as uncharacterized. NCBI's taxonomy places the organism in Eukaryota, Metazoa, Arthropoda, Arachnida, Araneae, Eresidae. The record is from RefSeq and is a predicted model, not a curated record.
AUGACAGAUGAUGACAAAGUUACAUAUCCUGCAUUUUCAAAGGUUUUUGGUCAAGAUGUUAAGCAUCUUUUAUGUUCGUGGCACGUACGCCAAAGUUGGUUCCGGCAACUAAAUUCUAAAGUGGUAGAUAAGGAAGUGCGACAAAAAAUGCUAGGAGAAUUAACAAAAAUAUUACAUGAAAGAAACCAGAUCACUUUUCAUGAUCAAAUAAGUAAGUUUUUGAAUGACUAUUCUAGGAAAAGUAGAGAUUUUAUUGAAUAUUUUUCUGAAAAUUAUAAAAAUAGAUUAGAGGAAUGGGCUUUGUGUUAUCGGAACUUUCCACAUGCAUUUACUGAUACUAACAUGUACUGUGAAUCUUUUCACAAUCAGUUGAAAACUGUUUAUUUUAAGCGGAGACAUAAUAGACGAUUAGAUAUUUUAAUUUCUACACUUCUGACAAUUGAGAAAGAUAAAUAUUUAAAUCAUACCUAUAAAUUAUACACUAAUGUAUCUCCCAGAAAUUCCAUUUCUUGUUUAAGUAGGCAUCAGAGAGGACUAAAAAUUAGGGACAGUGAUGUAAAUAAAUGCUCUGAUACUUCUUGGACUGUUUGUUCUCAGACAAAAAAUAAAAUAUAUACUGUGCAGCGUCUUUUUGAAAUUUGUCCGUGUCAGGAUUUUUGCUUUUAUAGAUGCCCUAAAGUAUCAUGUGUCUCAUUGUGUAGUCACUUGUAUCACUGCAAUUGCUUAGAUAAAUUGCUGUGCAAACAUAUACAUAAAGUGCAUUCAUUCCUUAAUAGACAAAAUGAUUGGGUGUUUAAUCCCUCGGGGAUUAAUCUUGAAUCGAAUCAGAAAUGCAAUGAAAGUAUGAAAUCAAUAAAUGUGUAUUCUGUUAAUCAUUACAAUCCACAAAGUAUUGAACAGAGAGUAAAUGCAUGUGAAAAGCUUGUAGAAGAAUUACUGCAAUUAAUAAGACAACCAAAAGUCCAAAAUGUCAUGUUAAAGUGUGUUCAUACAACAUUAAAUUCAUUAGUUUCAGAAUGUAGAGGAAUUUUAAACUCGAAUGAAAAUUCAAGAGCAGUUUCAAGUGCAUCAUGUCCAGUUUCACCAAAUCAAAAACUUAACCCACAAUUGUUUAAAACUUCUAAAAAGAGAAAAUUACAGAAAUGUCAGCAGAAUAAGAAUCAAGAUUUUAAUGAUAAUGUAGAUGACCCAGAAAAUAAAUGA